CAAGGGUCCGGAAAUCUUGAAAAUGUAUUGAAUAAGAUGCAUUGUUUGGAUGAUAAUGAUUUUGACACCUCUUCUCUUUCGCCCACAUUCUUUUCUCCCCAUACGCCCUCUUGUUCUCUCUCUCCCCCAUCUCUCCCUUAGGUGCAUUGUGUCACGUGAUCUCUAUAGUCCCCAUCCAAAAUGGCGCGUAGACGUCUGAUGUGGGCAGUUCUCUCCUUCCUGGUCCUAUCCGUCCUCUUUUGGGUCUCCUCCAUCAUCAUCAGCGACAAAAAGGAGUCCAUUACCAGACACAUAUCCGUUCUUGGGCAGACGGCAAGCCGGAAGUACGUAUCAUCGCAGAUAUGGAAGAAAGGCGAGGGUGUUUUCCCGAUUCGGAACCCGGGCUGUAGUCCUCAAAACAACAUCGUCUUUAUCAAGACUCACAAGACAGCCAGCAGCACAACUUCUGGCAUCUUUGACCAUUACGCGUACUUGAACAACCUGACGGUGGCUGUACCUCCCGAUGGCGCCCCUUACAUGGACCGCAAGGAACUCUUUCGACGGGACAUGGUGGCAGAAACCAGGGACGUUGGCGUCGGCUGGAAGAAAGAGGACGGCUUUAACAUGCUAACAGCUCAUGCACGGUACAACCGACCGGAAAUGGACGCUGUGGUGCACAACGCCAAAUACAUCACGAUUCUCCGAGAUCCUCGAGCUCAGUUCGUGUCUUCGUUUGUGUUCUUUAACUUUGUUGAUCGCUUUGAGCGAAUCUUUAAAUCUCGCGGCGAGAAGUACCCAACUGUCGUUGAAGGAUUCAUGAAGGCUCCCAGGGAGAAUUACCAGUUAAUGAGCCAUCGUCAGUACUCGCAGGUUCUCUGGAACCAGCAGAUGUUUGAUCUGGGUCUCGACACCGCUUACUUCUCCAACCCUGACGUCAUUGAGGAGACGAUAUCACGGCUAGAUUCAGAGCUAGAUUUUGUGAUGAUUACCGAGUACUACGACGAAUCACUUUUAAUCCUGAAGGACAUCUUAUGCUGGGAGAUGGACGACAUCCUCUACACACAAAGACUCGUGAGGAACUCUUCAAAUGAGUUAAACAUUGAUAGCCACACCAAGAUCGCCAUUAACCAAUGGAACGCAGCUGACACGCGGUUAUAUGAUUAUUUCAAUAAGACAUUGUGGCAGCGCAUUGCGGCCUAUGGAACAAAGUUCCAGGACGAUCUCGAUACGUUUCGUCGCAAGCUAGCUGUGACGUCAUCGAGAAAGACUGGAAAGCAUUCAAGGGACACAAAGAAGAUAAUUAAACGAAUGAAAGACAGGGGUAUACUAGUUAGAUAGUACAAGUUGAUUAUUCCGAGUCAUUUUAUUCCAAUCCAAACAUAAACGACAUUACCCAUCGAGCGACCAUGGUAGGUAAUUUGGCUUAAUUUUACACUCAAGUCUUAAAGGGGAAUCCAACCCAAAUG
Lytechinus variegatus (green sea urchin) is the source of this 1445-nucleotide messenger RNA. RefSeq names its product galactosylceramide sulfotransferase-like. Gene Ontology annotation, molecular function: galactosylceramide sulfotransferase activity. Gene Ontology annotation, biological process: glycolipid biosynthetic process. Lineage: Eukaryota; Metazoa; Echinodermata; Echinoidea; Temnopleuroida; Toxopneustidae. Gene Ontology annotation, cellular component: membrane. The transcript is spliced from 2 exons. The record is from RefSeq and is a predicted model, not a curated record. The coding region runs from base 181 to 1317 and encodes 378 amino acids.